Messenger RNA from Amoebophrya sp. A25, 870 nucleotides. The record is from the annotation of a GenBank genome assembly. Lineage: Eukaryota; Dinophyceae; Syndiniales; Amoebophryaceae.
AUGGUUUCUAUUCGUUUUCCUGGCCAGACAGUAGAGCGAAAGCUCGAGCUGCCACAGUGGAUACCGGACCUGAGCGACGAACAGGUGCUGAAAAUCCAGAACGCGAAGGAAUUGCAGAUCCUUUUCGACGAGUUGGCGAACAAAAUCGAAAAAUUGGAGGAUAGCAACCAGCAGCUCAAAGAUUUUAUCCGCGAAGAACGCGAGGAGCAAGCCGCUGCUCAAGCAGAGACAACUGCACCGACCGACUCGUCUGCAACAUCCUUUACUGCAUCUGCUACUGCAGUGGAGGCAGCUUCUGAUCUACAUUCUGCAGAACAAAAUGCUAUUCUUGGUACUAGUAGGAGCACAGCGUCGACAGCGGAGAGCACGCCGGAUAUUUCUGGGGCGGAGAACCUGAGUGAGCGGCAAGAGGGUGAGUGGACUCUACUUCUUGAUGGAACAGCGGCAGCAAAUAACGCCACAACUUCAGGAGGAAACUUGCUAGAGGACGGUCGAGAACAGGAACAACAUGACCAGGCUCCUGCCGCGCUUUCUGUGGUCAACGCGCCUUCCGGUCUGAGUCAGGAGCAUUUUGAACUAGUUUCCGCGAUUUUCGAAAACAACCACAUUUUGAUUCAAAUGAAAAAGCGAAUGGACCUCCUGAAAACGCGAAUUGAUAAGCUCACUCUAUCUCAAGGAAUGGCACUCUAAGUCUAACUUGACACAAACAAAGAAGCAAAUAACCUCACUUAGUGUCUCAAGAUAAUGGCCCGUAUUUCGCACAACAUCGAAGUACGUGAAAGUUAUGUCCCCUACAACUUCUUACCAAACGUCCCUGAUUCGACCAAAACUCACUCCAUGAAACUACUGAAGGCCCAAAGCACUAUCGAG